Molecule: messenger RNA, 1641 nt
Organism: Dovyalis caffra
Lineage: Eukaryota; Viridiplantae; Streptophyta; Magnoliopsida; Malpighiales; Salicaceae
Source: the annotation of a GenBank genome assembly
AUGUCUUCUUCCACUUCUCUGAACCUAAGUCUUCAAUUGGGUUUUGCCAAGAACUGGACUUCAGCAUCUUUGAGACCAAGAACUAGCACUUGCUGCACUUGUCAGAAAAGGAGCACAUUGGAGCAGCAAAAGAAAGAAGAUAGAGAAAGCAGAGGAGAGAAAACCAGGUCACUUACGAAGGAUGAAACUGUCGUUUUCAAAUCUCAUAUAGAACAGCAACAUAGCCUUCCUCCAUUGGUUGGUGCAUUGAAAGCUUCAGCUGAAAAAAGUGCAGCCAGUUUUCACUUCCCUGGGCAUAAUAGAGGCCGUGCUGCACCAUCUUCUUUAACUAAGCUCAUUGGGAUAAGACCAUUUACUCAUGAUUUACCUGAGCUUCCAGAGCUUGACAACCUCUUUUCGCCAGAGGGGCCCAUUUUAGAGGCACAAAUGAAAGCUGCCAAACUAUUUGGAUCUUCAGAAACAUGGUUUCUUGUUGGAGGUACAACUUGUGGAAUCCAAGCUGCAAUAAUGGCUACUUGUUCUCCUGGAGAACAUAUCAUUCUCCCUCGCAAUUGCCAUAUAUCAGCCAUAUCUGCUAUGGUAUUAUCUGGAGCUAUACCAAAGUACCUAAUGCCUGAGUAUGAUUGUAAAUGGGAUAUUGCUGGUGGGAUCACUCCAUCACAGGUGGGGAAAGCUAUCAAAGAUUUGGAGAGGGACAGUCAAAAACCAGCUGCUGUUUUCAUAACAUCCCCUACUUAUCAUGGUAUAUGUAGCAACUUGAGGGAGAUUUCGCAACUCUGUCAUGCUUAUGAAAUUCCUUUGAUUGUUGAUGAAGCUCAUGGAGCACACCUAGGAUUUCAUCCCAGCAUGCCUCUUUCAGCUCUCAAGCAGGGUGCUGAUUUGGUGGUACAAUCUACUCACAAAGUUCUCUGCUCCCUUACACAGUCAUCAAUGCUACACAUGUCGGGGUAUAUCAUAGACAGAGAGAGAGUCUGUCGGUGCCUUCAAACACUACAAAGCACAAGCCCCAGUUAUCUGCUUUUAGCAUCAUUAGAUGCUGCUAGAGGUCAACUUGGUGAAAACCCUGGAACAGUUUUUAACAAAGCAUUGGAGUUGGCAACUGAAGCAAACACUCUCAUUAAAAAGAUUCCUGGUAUCAGUGUGCUUGACUUAGCAAGCUUCAAUGAAUUUCCUGCCAUUGAUCCCCUACGCCUCACUAUUGGUUCUUGGUCACUUGGUUUAUCUGGCUAUGAAGCAGAUGAUAUUUUAGAUAGGGACCAUGGAGUCGUCUCUGAGCUUGUUGGGACACAAUCCAUUACUUUUGCAAUAAACCUUGGAACUUGCAGGGAACAUAUUCAAAGGUUGGUCACAGGAAUAAAGAAACUAUCAGUGUCUUCCUUACAUUCCAGAACCAUGGAAAAGAGGUUUGAAUCCAAGAGAUGCUUUUUUGCAAAUAAAAGGAGUGUGAGUAUCAGAGAGAGUCUUGGGAAGGUCUGUGGUGAGCUUAUAUGUCCAUACCCACCUGGGAUCCCUGUGAUGAUUCCUGGUGAAAUUAUCACAGAGAGGGCUUUGAAUUAUCUGCUUGAUGUUAGAAGCAAAGGUGCUGUUGUUACUGGAGCUGCAGAUUCUCAUCUCUCUUCCAUAGUGAUCUGUGAUGUGUGA